AUGGUUUUGAAGUCUACUUCUGCAAAUGAUGUUUCAGUGUAUCAAGUUUCUGGUACAAACGUAUCAAGAUCGCUUCCUGACUGGAUUGCGAAAAAGCGUAAAAGGCAAUUGAAGAAUGAUUUAGAAUAUCAAAAUAGAGUGGAACUAAUUCAAGACUUUGAAUUUAGCGAAGCCUCCAAUAAGAUUAAAGUGAGUAGAGACGGACAAUAUUGCAUGGCUACCGGUACAUACAAACCCCAAAUCCAUGUCUAUGACUUUGCCAACUUAUCACUGAAAUUCGAUAGACACACAGAUGCUGAGAACGUUGAUUUCACUAUUAUUUCUGACGACUGGACUAAAAGUGUACAUUUGCAAAAUGAUAGAAGCAUUCAAUUUCAAAACAAAGGCGGUUUACAUUACACAACAAGAAUUCCCAAGUUCGGGAGAAGUUUGGUUUACAAUAAGGUGAAUUGUGAUUUAUACGUUGGUGCCAGCGGUAAUGAGUUAUACAGAUUGAAUUUGGAAAAAGGGAGAUUUUUAAAUCCAUUUAAGUUGGAUACUGAAGGUGUGAACCAUGUUUCUAUGAAUGAAGUGAAUGGAUUAUUAGCGGCAGGUACGGAAACCAAUGUAGUGGAAUUCUGGGAUCCGAGGUCACGUUCUCGUGUUUCCAAGCUAUAUUUAGAGAAUAAUAUCGACAACAGAUCAUUCCAGGUCACUACAACUAGUUUCCGUAACGAUGGGUUAACCUUUGCUUGUGGUACAUCGAAUGGUUAUUCAUACCUCUAUGACCUGCGUACUUCUGAACCUUCCAUGAUUAAAGACCAAGGUUAUGGAUUUGGCAUUAAGAAAAUUAUCUGGUUGGAUGAUGUCGGUACGGAAAAUAAGAUUGUUACAUGUGACAAGAGAAUUGCUAAGAUAUGGGAUAGAUUAGAUGGUAAAGCAUACGCUUCUAUGGAGCCAAGUGUUGAUAUUAACGAUAUUGAACAUGUACCAGGUACAGGUAUGUUUUUCACUGCUAACGAAAGUAUCCCCAUGCAUACAUAUUAUAUUCCAAGUUUAGGACCAUCUCCGCGCUGGUGCUCAUUCUUGGAUUCUAUUACAGAAGAAUUAGAAGAGAAACCAAGUGACACUGUUUACUCCAACUACAGGUUUAUUACUAGAGAGGAUGUUAAGAAAUUGAACUUAACGCAUUUGGUUGGAUCCAGCGUAUUAAGAGCAUACAUGCAUGGUUUCUUUAUUAACACUGAACUUUACGAUAAGGUUUCAUUAAUUGCUAAUCCAGAUGCCUACAAAGAUGAGAGAGAAAGAGAAAUUAGGCGUAGAAUUGAAAAAGAAAGAGAAUCCAGGAUUAGAAGUUCAGGAGCUGUCCAAAAACCUAAAGUUAAAGUCAACAAAACGCUGGUUGAUAAAUUGUCUCAAAAACGUGGUGAUAAAGUUGCAGGAAAAGUUCUUACGGAUGACCGUUUCAAAGAAAUGUUCGAGGAUGAAGAAUUUCAGGUUGAUGAAGACGAUUAUGAUUUCAAACAAUUGAAUCCGGUCAAAUCCAUCAAAGAAACCGAAGAAGGUGCUGCUAAACGUAUUAGAGCACUGACUGCUGCCGAAGAAUCCGACGAAGAAAGAAUCGCGAUGAAGGAUGGCAGAGGUCACUAUGACUUCGAGGAUGAAGAGUCUGCUGAAGAAGAAGCUGAUGAUGAAACAAAUCAGAAGUCAAAUAGGGAAGAAUUGAGUGAAAAGGAUUUGAGGAGGAUAGAAAAGCAAAAGGCACUAAUAGAACGGAGGAAGAAGGAGAAGGAGCAAAGCGAACAAUUUAUGAACGAAAUGAAAGCUGGCAGUUCCACGGGUACGGAAAGAGACGAAAGUGCUCGCGUUACGUUUGGCGAUAAAGUGGGCGAGUUGCUUGAGGUGGAAAAUGGAAAGAAAUCGAAUGACUCCAUUUUACGUCGUAACCAACGCGGUGAAGCAGAACUUACUUUUAUUCCUCAGAGAAAAAGUAAAAAGGACGGAAACUCUAAGCCCAGGCGUCAUGAUAGUUCAUCGGAUGAAGAAGAUGUUGACGGAAAUGCUAAUAGGAAGGAUAACGGUAGGUCGAAACCCAGAUUCGACAACAGAAGAAGAGCCAGCAAAAAUGCGUUCCGUGGUAUGUAG
Saccharomyces paradoxus is the source of this 2124-nucleotide messenger RNA. It is a transcript of the gene ENP2, whose product is annotated as ribosome biosynthesis protein ENP2. The record is from RefSeq and is a predicted model, not a curated record. Lineage: Eukaryota; Fungi; Ascomycota; Saccharomycetes; Saccharomycetales; Saccharomycetaceae. The transcript has a single exon. Gene Ontology annotation, cellular component: nucleolus; 90S preribosome; nucleus. Gene Ontology annotation, biological process: maturation of SSU-rRNA from tricistronic rRNA transcript (SSU-rRNA, 5.8S rRNA, LSU-rRNA). Bases 1 to 2124 code for a protein of 707 amino acids. Gene Ontology annotation, molecular function: protein binding.